UCCGGACAUUCCGGCCAAAGGAGGUAAACAGAGAGUAAGGGAGUGCGUAGGAUAAACAGUGUGUGCGCAAGAUAAGGAACAUCUCAAACGAUCUUCUUCCAGAAACCCUAGAUUUCCGUUUUUUUUAAGAGCCGAACGAUCCAAACCUCUGAUUCUUCCCAUUCAUAUGGUUACUCAAUCCGAAUCCGAAUCCGACGGAAUUUCUUUGCGGAUUCUGACCGAGCAAUCCGAUAUUCUCCGUCCGUUGGAGCGUAUAUUAGUCGCGCUUCUUCUGCCACACGCGUCCGCUUUUCGUGCCUGAAUACCCGUUAUAUUUCUCUUUUUCCUGCUUCCGUAUUCUUCCUCCGGCUGCGGAUCUCGAUCUAGGUUUUUCUCGAUCGCAAGUUUGGAAGGGUUUAGGUUUUGAUUAAUUUUCGAGAUCGAUCUGGUGGCAACAGCGAUGGGUAGUGGCCAGUUGAUCUCCGUUGAUCCGGAGGAGCUCAAAUUCCAAUUUGAGCUUGAGAAGCAAUGCUAUUGCGAUCUCAAAGUUGUGAACAAAACCGAACAUCAUGUAGCCUUUAAGGUCAAAACCACAUCACCCAAGAAGUACUUUGUGAGACCCAACACUGGCAUCAUACAACCAUGGGACUCAUGUGUUGUGACAGUCACCCUCCAAGCACAAAGAGAGUAUCCCCCCGAUAUGCAAUGCAGAGAUAAAUUUCUCCUGCAGAGUACAAAAGUGCCUCCAACUACGGACAUUGAUGAGAUCCCCCAAGAUGCAUUCAAUAAAGAUGAUGGAAAAGUAAUAGAGGAGCGCAAGCUGAAGGUUGUUUAUACUACCCCUUCCGGUUCUGGUCAUGGGAAUUCAGAAUCAGAAUCAUUACUUAGUUCAUCAAUAUCAAGGAGCAGCACAAGGCAUAACUCUGAUGUAGUUUCGAUGGACUUCUGCUCAAGCGUUGAAGAUUUCCAAGCAUUGCAGCGUCUCAAAGAGGAAAGGGAUUCUGCUCGUAAACAAACUCAGCAAUUGCAACAGGAACUGGAGAUGCUGAAGAGACGUAGGGGCCGCAGAAGUGACGAGGGCUUCUCCUUGACUUUUGCUGCCUUUGUUGGACUCAUUGGUAUUCUGUUUGGCUUCCUCUUAAACUUUACAUUGUCUGGACCACCAUCUGCUGAAUAACUUCACGUAAGUUUUUCAACCUCGGAAUUCCUGUGAAGAUAGCCUUCUUGUCCUGCCUUUGUAUUCUAGUGCUCUGGAAUGGGAACAUUUGUAAUAUUUGAUUGGUUUGCAAAUUAGUGCAUUUUCUUUAUCUAUUGGCUCCGCAAAGCCUGUUCAGUCCUCGAAUUAACUUAGGGAGAGCUGUUUGGCUUCACCUUUUUCUGUAUAUUGGUAUGUCUGUACUUUUUCUCUGAAACAUAACUAUUGGGAGGUUUUCCUUUGUUUUUGUUCUUUAUUACUCGUGUUAUGCGGAAGCUGUGGGAGACUGAAUUUUAUCUUCUGAACAAUUAUGUCUAAUAAAAAGAUCUUUUUUACCUUUGCAUUUUCAA
This is a messenger RNA of Magnolia sinica, 1524 nucleotides long. Its product is annotated as vesicle-associated protein 2-1. NCBI's taxonomy places the organism in Eukaryota, Viridiplantae, Streptophyta, Magnoliopsida, Magnoliales, Magnoliaceae. The record is from RefSeq and is a predicted model, not a curated record. The transcript has 8 exons. Bases 440 to 1156 code for a protein of 238 amino acids. Gene Ontology annotation, cellular component: plasma membrane; endoplasmic reticulum membrane. Gene Ontology annotation, biological process: endoplasmic reticulum membrane organization.